This is a messenger RNA of Struthio camelus australis, 885 nucleotides long. RefSeq names its product potassium two pore domain channel subfamily K member 16 (gene KCNK16). Gene Ontology annotation, biological process: potassium ion transmembrane transport; stabilization of membrane potential. Gene Ontology annotation, molecular function: outward rectifier potassium channel activity; potassium ion leak channel activity. Gene Ontology annotation, cellular component: plasma membrane. Lineage: Eukaryota; Metazoa; Chordata; Aves; Struthioniformes; Struthionidae. The record is from RefSeq and is a predicted model, not a curated record.
AUGCCCCUCCUCAUGGUGCACAGCCGGCAGAUCAGCUGGACUCUGCUGCUGGUACUGGGAUAUCUCUCUUACCUCCUCCUGGGCGCUAUGGUGUUCCAGUUCCUGGAGAAACAGGCAGAGGCCCACUCUCGGGACCAGUUCCAGCUGGAGAAGCUCAAGUUCCUGCAGAACUACACAUGCUUGGACAGGCAAGCCCUGGAGCAGUUUGUGCAGGUGCUCAUGGAAGCAUGGGAAAAAGGGGUUAACCCAGAAGGAAACUCUACCAAUCCCAGCAACUGGGACUUUGGCAACUCCUUCUUCUUUGCAGGAACUGUUGUUACCACUAUAGGUUACGGUAACCUGGCCCCCAGCACAGUGGCAGGGCAGGUAUUCUGUGUGUUUUAUGCCUUAUUUGGAGUGCCACUCAACCUGGCCUUCCUUAAUCAGUUGGGAAAAGGACUCAAUGCUCAUCUGAUUACUCUGGAAAGAUGGGUGCACAAGCCAGGCCGUGCCCAGGUGGUUCAGACGCUGGCAGUGGCCGUCUUCCUGACCACUGGGACCUUGCUUUUUCUGGUGUUCCCACCACUGGUCUUCAGUUAUGUAGAAGGCUGGAGCUAUGGAGAAGGCUUUUAUUUCACCUUCAUCACCCUCAGCACCAUUGGAUUUGGGGACUAUGUAGUAGGCACAGACCCCAAUAAGCACUAUAUCCCGGUAUACAGGAGCCUAACUGCAAUUUGGAUUGUUUUUGGUUUGGCCUGGCUGGCUCUGGUCUUCAAUGUGGGAGCUGACAUGAUGGAAAAAUUCCUCCAGCUAAAGUGGCACAAGCCUAACUUAGGCUUGGCAGAAGGAGCUGCCACCAAAUUGGAAGAGGAACCUGAUGGGCCUAGAAUCCACAUACCUAGCUGA